This is a messenger RNA of Funneliformis geosporum, 659 nucleotides long. NCBI's taxonomy places the organism in Eukaryota, Fungi, Glomeromycota, Glomeromycetes, Glomerales, Glomeraceae. The record is from the annotation of a GenBank genome assembly.
CAGCCGCAGCAAUUGAAGAAGAACAAGAAUUUGUUGAUGAUGACAACGAAUUUUCAAGAGACGUUUCAUCAUACAGCAAUACUCGAACUCGUGUGCGUGGACGCGGACGUGGACGAGCAGCCGCAGCAAUUGAAGAAGAACAAGAAUUUGUUGAUGAUGACAACGAAUUUUCAAGAGACCUUUCAUCAUACAGCAAUACUCGAACUCGUGGGCAUAGACGCGGACGUGGACGAGCACCCGCAGCAAUUGAAGAAGAACAAGAAUUUGAGGAUGAUGACAACGAAUUGUCAAGAGACAUAUCAACAUAUAGAAGCACUACUCGAGCGCGAGGUCUCGAUGGUAGCAGAAAUCGGGGACUUGGAAAUCGCACCGCUAUUGAAAAAAUGGAGCUUGAUGAAGAGUUUGGUGAUGAUCCAAAAGCUGUUACGCCAGAAGCAGAUUAUGAUAGCGGCCGUCUUGAAUCAAUUGUUAACCAGGGAACGAGUGCAGCAAUGAAAAGAAGAGUUGAUAGUUUAUUUGAUUCACCUACACCAAAAAGAAAAAUGACCGAUACCGCAUUUUCUAUAUUAUCACAAAGAAGCGCGAAACUCAAUUCGCAAUCAAUUCAACGAACACAAUCUAUCAAUGAGAGAGAUGAUGAUGAUGAUUUGUUUGAUUAA